This is a messenger RNA of Linum tenue, 2511 nucleotides long. Lineage: Eukaryota; Viridiplantae; Streptophyta; Magnoliopsida; Malpighiales; Linaceae. The record is from the annotation of a GenBank genome assembly.
AAUAAUGGCAGAGGAAUAUACGGAGGGAGAGAGACGCAAAACAUCCGGGGAAAGGCCCUGUCUUUAAUUAAGACAAAAAGAAGAUUGUGGGGAUGAAAAGAAGGAAGGAAGGAUGUCACUGACGGGUGAAACGGAAAUGACAGCCGCGAGAAGAACUGAGUUCCAACUUCCGAGUCUUUCCUCGCCUUAAUCGUCUUCGUCCCCCCCUUUUCUUCUCCACUUUAAUUGCCGUAUAUAUAUUUGUUAUUAUGAUUUAUAUAUAUGCAAAGUAAUUAUAGUAUAAUUAUAUUACCCCGAUCGACCGUCGUUCCUUGCCUGCCUGCCUGGCCUGCUGCGCGCACAAGAGAAAGAGAAAGAGAAAGAGAAAAACACGUUUGGGUGCAGGCAGGGGGCGCAUUUUCCUCGGUCUGCGCAGAGUCUCUCCCGUCAUUCCCGUCGGACUAUAUUUAAUCCCUUCACCCAAAAGAUUUUCAACCCCCGGCCGGCUUCCUCCUCAAUUUUCUUCGUCAAUUCUUCCCGCCGGGAUCCAAGCUAAGAUGAAAGGAGGUGGUUUCAAAGUGAAGGGUAGAGAGUUAACUUUUCUCCUAAUUGUGCUUGUAUGCAUAACCAUCAUUAUGCUGGCAUGGGAGAGAACCCCACUUCUUUCCGCCUCACUUCCCGUCAUAAGGACAUACUCAGCAAUGAUGACUUUUAUUCUGUUAUCUACCUGUGCCACCAACGAAAUUUGUUUCUUUUCCCUGACAGAGAUAUCACUGAACUUAACUGAUAUGAAGGAGAAAGAUAAAGUCUUCACAGAAGUAGGCAAAUAUCAAACUGCAGAUAAAACUCUAAGUUUGAGAGAAGCAGAAGGAAAACCUAAUCAGAAUGUUCAACGGAGUUUGAAUAUUACAUCAAACAAAGCCGCUGAGGGGGGACAAGAUGACGAGAAUACAGAGAAAGUAGGAGAUAAUCAAGUUUGUAAUUAUGCAAAAGGGAAGUGGGUGGUAGAUGACAGCUUGCCUUUAUAUUCUGGAUUUGAAUGCAAGCAAUGGCUUGCAUCGGGGUGGGCCUGUCGGUUGAUGCAACGGACUGAUUUUUCAUAUGAGAAGAUCAGAUGGGAACCGAAAGAUUGUAAAAUGAAGCGAUUCAAAGGUGACGAGUUCUUGAAAAGGAUGCAUGGAAAGACCCUAGCUUUUGUUGGAGAUUCAUUAGGACGCCAGCAAUUCCAGUCUCUAAUGUGUAUGAUCACUGGAGGGUUAGAAAGAAACGAUGUCCUCGAUGUAGGAGAUGAGUAUGGAUUUACCGCCCCUGAAAAUGGCCGUCCGAGUGGGUGGGCUUAUAGGUUCCCCACCACGAACACCACUGUCCUUUAUUACUGGUCUUCUUGCCUCUGUGAUGUGGAACCUAUCAACACUGAAGAUCCAGACACAUACUACGCCAUGCACCUCGAUCGACCGCCAUCUUUCCUGCGUGAAAAUCUGCAUAGAAUUCACGUCCUGGUUCUUAACACGGGGCACCACUGGAACCGCGGGAAGCUGAAUGCUAAUCGGUGGGUCAUGUAUGUUGGUGGCGUCAAGAAUACCAACAAGAGGCUGAUAGCCAUGGGGGAUGCCAAGAAUUUCACAAUUCACAGUAUUGUUAGUUGGGUGGACAGCCAGCUGCCGAAGAAUCCGCAGUUACAGGCUUUCUAUCGUAGCCUAUCUCCCAGACAUUUCUUUGGUGGGGAAUGGAACACCGGUGGGAGUUGUGACAACAUGACGCCCAUGUCUAUAGGCAAGGAACUAGUGGAAGAGGAGUCUAGUGAUUACAGUGCCAGGAGUGCGGUGCAGGGAACAGGGGUUAAGAUUUUGGAUAUAACAUCUUUGUCCCAGCUUAGGGACGAGGGUCAUAUCUCAAAAUACAGCCUAACAGCGGCGCCCGGUGUGCAAGAUUGCUUGCAUUGGUGUCUGCCUGGGGUUCCUGACUCAUGGAAUGAAAUCCUCUUUGCACAAAUCAACUGAUGUGUUAAAAUAGGUAUCAGUAAGUCGAUAUUCAUACAGUUAGUGGCUUGAGGUAGAAGUGGGUGGAGAAGAACCAAUCCAAGCUCUUUUCUAGCUGUGGGAAGAAGACUUGUGGGUCGAAGGUGGUUAAGCUAGACAGGGUUUGACUUGUGGCUACUCUUUGGAAAUGCGGACUAGUGCAGUUUGUAUCGAAACUGUAAAUAGUGGCUAGCUGGAAGGGAUGGGAAGGGAAGAUUGAGGAGCAAGCAUUUGGUCAGUGGAGUAUAAUUGUUGUCCCCAAUUACAGAGUUCGUUCCAUUGUCGGUUGACAGACGGUAACUUUGUACCAAAACACACGUAUACACACGGAGGCAUUGACGAGGAAAACCAACCAAGGGCACCUUAUAGGUAGAUAAUGCAAUUUGUAAUCUGUCACUUGGAGAUAGCUAUGGAAGCCUAAAUUUUGGAUUUGAUUAAAUCGUAUUUUGAUUUGAUAAUAAUAAUAAUAUUAUUAUAUGUCAAGAGUCAGAUCCGUCACUUGGCCUUGCGUGAU